ACAGAGUAACAGAGUCACAGAGUCACAGAACCACAGUCACAGAACCACAGUCACAGAACCACAGAAUCACAGAACAUGCUGAGUUGGAAGGGACCCACAAGGAUCAAGUCCAAUCCUUACCCCUGCACAGGAUCAACCCCAAGGAUGACACCAUGAACUUGUCGUGUAGUUGGUGAUGCAGAAGAGGACAAGGUGCUUGUCCAAGGUGCUUGUCCCACAUCUUCUGUCCUCCAGGGGUGAUGUUUUGCCCUGUGCCUCCUACUCUUGCUUCAGGUAGAGUGAGGGUCACUUCUUGUGCUGUCCCAUAACCUGUGGGAGCCCCUGCAGUGCCUUCCCCCACGGCUGGAAGGAGAGCACUGUCCACAACUUCCUCAGGGGGGGCAGAGGAGGGGCAUCACCAACCUCUGCUCUCUGACCAGGGACAGCACCCAGGGAAUGGCCUGGAGCUGUGCCAGGGCAGGGUCAGGUUGGACAUCAGGAGAAGGUUCUUCCCCCAGAGGGUGGUUGGGCACUGCCCAGGUUCCCCAGGGCAGUGGGCAUGGCCCCAAGGCUGCCAGAGCUCCAGGAGGGUUUGGACAAUGCUCUGAGGGACAGGGUGGGAUUGUUGGGGUGUCUGUGCAGGGCCAGGGGUCGGAUGGAUGGUCCUUGUGGGUCCCUUCCAGCUCAGGAUAUCCCAGGAUUCCCUGAACAGCAGCUGCUGUCAGCAAACCCCCCCUAAAGCACCCGCAUGAACACUCAGGAUCCGAGCUGGCAGCAGGAGAACUGGGGGGUUCCAAGACCAUUCCAGGGAGGGAAGGCAGAGUCUGGGAAUGAUGAGAGAGUGCAGAGCCUUCAGGCAGCCCCUCACCAUCAGUGCUGCCUGUGGGAUGGGCCAGCUGGGAGCUGCAUGUCUGAGUGUGCCGAGGUGCUUGGCAGUGGAACCAGUGAUCUCGAUGUCUGCUUGCCUCCAGUGUUUUCCCAGCCCAGGAGUCCUUCUGAGGAGUUUUGAUGUCUCAUGGAGAGCUUUGCAAGCUCUUUCCACUGCCUGUUAUUGAGUCAGGGUGUAGGCCCACAGAAGUGGUUUGUAGAGCUGGGGAUGGAGAAGUGCUGGAAAGCUCCAACACUGAUAUUUGGUGCUGGGUGGAGGUGGUGGAAGGAGACUCAGUGUGGAGAGGACUGUCCCUGCUUUUCAAACAUCCUUCUCCUGCUGAUUGGAGAAUCCUGGGGGGUCUCCAAUGAAGGCAAGGAAGGGAGAAGAGCAUAUGGAUUUCUCUUGAUGUUGAAUUCCUGAUUCUGAAACCUUACAGAGUGUCCAAGAUGACAGGGAAGUUUACACCCAGCCCUGCUGCAGUUGGGUAUUCGCUUAAGCAAUGGAUGUGGUGACUCCUGCCACAGAAAACACAUUUUAAGCCUGGCCUAUUAUUUUAGAGUUGCCAGAAGCCAUGCCCUGUUCAUUAUGAGAAGCCUCUCCCGCAGGGCAAAGGGCCUGGACUCACCUGGAGAAAUGGGACACUCAGCACCCGCUGCCUCAUCUGCCCGUGCUGACGUGUCCUGGCCCCUGGGAACAUUUUGGCCUCUAAUAGUGGCACUUGAAAGGAGCCUGGGAGGCUGACUGGGCAUGGCAGGGCCAGGGAAAUGAAAAGGCACUUUGCAGUGUUCCCAUUUCUGUAAUUGGGAUGUUUUGCAUGGGAGAUGAGCUUGGUAAACACGUUCCAUGUGCAAAGGUGCUUCUGGGCCCGGGGCUGUGCGGGGCUCUAUAAAAGCCCGUCCGACUGCAGGCUCCUCAUCCACUUCUCCUGCCUUCUCCUCCUCGGUGAACCAGGUGUGCCACCCCCAGCCAUGUCCUGCUACGACCUGUGCCGUCCCUGCGGCCCCACCCCGCUGGCCAACAGCUGCAACGAGCCCUGUGUGAGGCAGUGCCAGGACUCCCGGGUGAUCAUCGAGCCCUCACCCGUGGUGGUGACGCUGCCCGGGCCCAUCCUGAGCUCCUUCCCCCAGAACACCGCCGUGGGCUCCACCACCUCCGCCGCCGUGGGCAGCAUCCUCAGCGAGUCCGGGGUCCCCAUCAACUCCGGGGGCUACGGCCUGGGCAGCCUUGGUGGCCUCGGUGGCUACGGCCUCGGUGGGCGCUACUGUGGCCGGAGGUGCCUGCCCUGCUAAAGCCUGAGCCCAGCGAGGGCCUCGCCCAGGGAGCCCAAAGCCGGACUGAGGAUGGAGCUGCUGGCCAGCGCUCGCCCAGGGCUUUCCUCCUGCUGCCCAGGAGGGAGGCAGAGGUGGCCAGCUGAUGUCUCGUGCUUGUCCUGCUCUCUUCUGCUCCUCGGGAGCCCCUGUUGUCUCUGCCCUGCUGUGCCGGGGGUCCCUCCUGCCUCCAGCGCAGCGGGGUCCUGCUCCUGGCGCU
Molecule: messenger RNA, 2377 nt
Organism: Pseudopipra pipra
Lineage: Eukaryota; Metazoa; Chordata; Aves; Passeriformes; Pipridae
Product: feather beta keratin-like
Exons: 2
Coding region: 1672-2139 (155 amino acids)
Cellular component (GO): intermediate filament
Molecular function (GO): structural constituent of cytoskeleton
Source: RefSeq, a predicted model, not a curated record